UAAGGAAAUGGCUUAGGUACACAUCUCUUCCUGAAAUGAAAGUGGCGCAGCUUUUAUUCUCGACAGGUUUCGUUGUCGUUAGUCGUCUGUAUAGGUGGGAAGUGUUGUUAAUGAGUUACACGAAUACGCGCCAUAAACUGGGGAAAUAUUCAAACUUUUAUGCUAGCAGUAACUCGGGACGACAGUUCCCUUAACUUACUUCAUUUGAAAAACAGGCAAACCUAACCUUCGUAGAGACGAGGCGCACUGCCGAAACAAACAUGGAGGCAUUUAAGGGAUGCAUAAACCACUCUCUUUAAUUCGGCUUACUUAAUUAGUUUUCAGUGUAGGAAUAAAUCGCCCAGUAGCAGUGACAGUGCAGUUUGCUGAAGGUCGAGCUGAAGAUACCGUGCUCAGUGACGCGUUGAGUAACGAGACGUGUCCCGUGAACCACCGCAGUUACCUUUGCCACGGACUUUUAACUCGCAGCAGAUGCAGCGGGCUGCUGGCCCUUCAUCUCCCAGCUGUUCCUCCCCCUCCCACUGCUUCCCCCUCAGCCACCGCAAUGCAGCCCCAUGUGGAAGUGAGAGUCCAGCUGAGCCAGAGAAACACGAAGUGAGAGCAGAUCAUUCUCCUACAGAUCUCUCCAGGAUGAGGUCCAUCGUGAGCUUCUACGUAUGCUACCUGCUGUGCCUGGGCCUGGGCCUGGCCUGCGUGGUGUGCGUGUGUUAUUGGAACCACCGGUGGCGUGGAGGUUUCAGGUGGGACGGCACGGCCCUGCAGUUCAACUGGCACCCAGUCCUGAUGGUAACGGGUCUGAUUGUGCUGUACGGCAACGGAGCUGUGUUGUACCGCGUCCCCCUGACCUGGGGUCAGAAUAAACUCCCCUGGAAGCUGCUGCAUGCCACACUGAUGCUCCUCGCACUGGUCCUGUCAAUCGUGGGCCUUUGUGCCGUGUUUGAUUUCCACAAUGCCAAAAACACUCCCAACCUCUACUCCUUGCACAGCUGGAUUGGGAUCGCUGCUACAGCUCUUUUCGCCAUACAGUGGGUGGUGGGUAUGGCUGGCUUCCUCCUGCCCUGCUCCCCCAUAUCACUUCGUACACUGCUGAAACCAGUACAUGUGUGGCUGGGAGGCAGCAUACUGUGGCUCAGCAUCGCUGCCUGCAUCUCAGGAAUCAACGAGAAACUCUUCUUUGUUCUCAAAGAGAACGGCAAUGGAACUCAGUCGUAUGCUAACCUCCCAGCCGAGGCUGUGUUAGGAAAUUCAUUAGGAGUUUUGAUUGUGGCCUUCGGCUUGGUUGUCCUAAAGAUUUUGUCCAACCAUAACUGGCAGCGACCAGACUCCAGGCCCGAGGACAUGGCUUACACGCCACUGCUUCAAGAAGAAAAUGAAUGAAGAAAAUUUCAGCGCAUCAGACCCGUCCAUGCAAAAUCAGUUUGGUAACUGUAGAUGGUGUGUGGCCUAAAAAAUGUUUGUUAAACAGCAUAAGUUCUAUUUUGGAUGUACAGGCAGCUGUGAGAAUUAUCUGUGUCUGUUGUGGAUGUCAAUAUUUAUUUGAAAUGAUAUUUAAGAUUGCUUUUGCGCCAAAGAAUAAAAAUUCCCAUGAUGCACUGGA
Molecule: messenger RNA, 1597 nt
Organism: Morone saxatilis (striped sea-bass)
Lineage: Eukaryota; Metazoa; Chordata; Actinopteri; Moronidae
Product: cytochrome b ascorbate-dependent protein 3
Exons: 7
Coding region: 472-1377 (301 amino acids)
Cellular component (GO): lysosomal membrane
Molecular function (GO): oxidoreductase activity
Source: RefSeq, a predicted model, not a curated record